Molecule: messenger RNA, 4540 nt
Organism: Limulus polyphemus (Atlantic horseshoe crab)
Lineage: Eukaryota; Metazoa; Arthropoda; Merostomata; Xiphosura; Limulidae
Exons: 4
Coding region: 1-876 (291 amino acids)
Source: RefSeq, a predicted model, not a curated record
AUGGGAAAAUCUUGUGAUACAAAUCUUUUGUCAUUCUUUGAAAAGGUUACUGGAUUGAUUGGGAGGCCAGUGAAAGUGGAAUGGUUCCUCCUGGACGGUGCACGUACCCCGGAGCGAUGGACCAACUGGGGCCGAGCCUGGCAGCUGUGUGGGCAUGCGUGGUACCAUACUUCAUGGCCUGGGAUCCGUAUGGUGUCCUCCCCAUUAAUCGUCGAUCUCAUCUUCACCCAGUGUGCCCACGGAUCCUUGGACAGCAUAGCAGCUUCUUCAGCAACCAGCAAUUCGACCUCUGUUGACCAGGUCCAGUCAUCAGGCAGUGUGGAAACAUUUUCCUUGGAGCUUCUUUCUAGCCAGGAUGAUCUCCUAUUACAUGAUAAUAAACCUAUUCCCCCGCCCAGAUUCAAGCGUAAGAAUAAGUCAGCUUUGCCAUCACUACAUCUGGUGAAUCCUGACAAGCAGGUUGAAUUAUCAACAACAUAUGAAUCAACCACAGAACUCGCAAAGUCUUCAGUCGAGCCUACUGCCAACUCUCAGGUUCUCUUGGAUAUCAUAAAUGAAAAACUGUCUUGUCCAACAACCUGCCCUACGGGGCAGAAGGCUACUCCUGGAUUAUUGGACAAUUCUGCUAUUCCAGAACAUUCCACAGAAAUAGAUGAUUCUUCCUAUCCUGGUGGAGAAAGCGUUAGCCUCUCAACCUCUCCUUUUUUCACCCCAUCUCCUUUAAAUGAUCUUGAACUGCUAAAAAAGUAUGGCUUAAAUUUUACCUCAUUGCGUGUAAAAUCUCCUGGGUUGUCCUCUUGUUCUUCAUCAAUUACAGAUACUUCCUCGACAUCAAACUCAUCCAAGCCAUUGCCACAGCAAACAACUCAAAAAUAGUCUCGGCAGACCUUCAGCUCAUGUCAACCAGUACUAAAAUGGAUGAAAAAUACGCAACAAAGAAACAAUGAAAUAUUUUUACUUUUUUUUUUCUAGUAAAUGCAUGAUAGAACGUCGUACAUGGUUGGGAGAAUCUGAAAUUAGCUCUUUUUUUUUUUCCUACCAAAGAUCUGAUGGAUUAAUUCUACUGUUUUCAGAAGUCUGCUUGAGAGUAAUUAGUAUAGGAGUGAAUCGAGAGUGACUUUUUCUACAAGACAUAAGCAGAAAAACUUGGAUAAAGAAUAGUGAAAGAUAAAUGUACAAGUCUAAAUAAAAACUUUUUAGUUUUAUUUUGUGCAACAUUUUGAGCAAAUGCCGUUAAUCAGGUAGUUAAGAGUGUUUUACAUUCUUAGCUUAAUUUCAAGGUAACACGGUUUUAAGUGCCCAAAACGUUGCACAAAAUAAAACAAAAUUAUAUAGAUGUGUAAGUUUCUUAUCUUACUAUUGGAGUGAUAGAUGACUUAUUUAGUUAUAGUAGUGAGAUUUAAAAAAAUAUAAAUAUUUAGAUGAUCUGUGACGAUGUUAGUUCUUUAAAGAGAUAGUUAUUUUUCAAAGCUGUGAAUAAUUAAGUAUUAUUACUUACAAUUCUAGAACAAAAAAAGCUUACUUGUCAACAUCUUUCAUGAUUAUUUUUUUAUGUGAUAUGUAUGUUGAAAUGGGUCGAUUCUGUGUACGAAACACAUGGUAUGUGUCCAUUAUGGAUUAUAGCUUAUGACAGACUGCAAUAUGUUAUUUUUUUAAUAUAUAUAUAUUCUUGUACAUGUAAUUUGUUCAGGUUAUGAGACAUCCAUGAGUGAAAACUGAAUUUGAUACAUUGUUUGUAAUAUGGUAUUUUUAGAGGCUUUCUUGAUGAUGCUAUAGACUUCAUAGAAUCGGUAAAUCCUCAUAGGGAUAUGUAUUAGUUUUAAUCAAUCCUAGGCUAAUGGCCAUUGUGGUUUAGUUAUUGCAGUUUAGAUUGUUUUUAGUUCUAAUGAUCCUGACAUAAUAUUUGUUAUUAGCAGUCUCUCAGGAGUUGUAGUAUUACAAAUUUUCCGUUUCCCUUGUAAUACACAUCUUUUAGUUGAUAGGAAUUCAGUUUAUACAGCAGACAUUUUAUGUUAAACUGUACUUUACUGUAUUUGUUGAAUACUUUUAAAGACUGACUGUACAUACUGAAGUUAAAUUCCUUCUAAAUAUUAAAUACUUGUGCUUUUUUUUUUUCCAAUUGGGAGAAAAGUGCUUUUUAAAAGAAAGAUUCAAUUCUACCUCAGACUUUAUCUCGGUGUAUUUUAAGAUGCAAUAACAGAGUUUAAUUAAAAGCUAUUUGAGUGCAGCCUAUAAAGUCAGAUACAGACAAACAUAGUUAAUUUUUGAGUCAGAGAAUUUGUAACUUAAAGUAACUUAUAUUUACAAUGUAUGGCUAGUCAUGAACCAGGAAAUCUUCCUAACAGAGUAUCCAACAAAUUCUUUGUAUAUCAUAACAUUCACCAUUUUACCAUUUACGCACUAAUAUUGUCAAAACCAGACAUUUGUAAAGAUUAUGUAACGACAGUGUGGAAAAUUACUAACUUGAUGAUAGAUGGAAUUGCGUCUAACUUGUGAUCUAGUUUUAAUUGUAGUUAAAGACUACCCUGCAUUAAAUAUUAUUAUAUUACUGCAAAGAACAUCUAGUUUUCAGUUGCAUUUUUUAAUGAAAGGACUAAGUUUAACUUUAAAACAGUUCUAGAUUGCAGUUUUAUGUUUUGAACUAUUACUAGAAAUUUAAAUACAAGACUGAAACAUGGAACAUUAAGGAAAGGCGGAACCUUUUAAUAUAGUUUUUUAUCCCUUAUUUUUUUCUUUACCACUCACAAAAUAUUUGCCUUUAUAUAGUUAGGCCUCCUGGAGAAACCUUUAUAUAGUUAGGCCUUACGGAGAAACCUUUAUAAAGUUAGGCCUUGCGGAGAAACCUUUAUAUAGUUAGGCCUUACGGAGAAACCUUUAUAUAGUUAGGCCUUGCGGAGAAACUUUUAUAUAGUUAGGCCUUACGGAGAAACCUUUAUUUCCUUUAUUUUUCCUCAAAUUUGGCCAUAAAUUCCUAUAAAUUUAAAGAUCAGUUUGUACUGCCGAAACAUUUUUGAUACUGUGGUUGUGGUAUUGAUAUAAUUAUCCAAUAAAUAUCUGUGGAAAUACAGUGUGGUGCAAAAGUUGGGAUUUCGAAUAACAAUAAGAAAUAUAGUAAUUACUUUUUUUUUUAUCAAAGUUCUUUUUCGUUUGCUGGCCAUUAACUUUGAAUCAAUAAGUGCUUCGAUGUUAAUGGCCAGCGAUUCGAACAUUUGCUUUAAUAAAGAAAAAAGUAAUUAUGUGAUUUUGUAGCAUGAGGAGAUAAUUCAGACUUCAUUAUCACAACUUUUACAGUAAAAUCUCUGGGAUUCCUCACAAGUAGAUGGAUUUUUUUCUUAGAAAUAUGACAAGUUGGUAUAGAAAUUCACAUUUACCAUUAACAAAAUAUAAAAUAUUUAUAUAUAUAUAUAUAUAUUUAACUCUAUAUUUGAAUCUGUGAAACUACAAUUUGAUCUAUAUUUUUAGAAAACUGAACUAUUAAAAUAAACUUUGUUUGUAGUGGCCCACUGGAAGGCAUAUAUUGUUCUAAAGUGUAAUAUAGAUCACGUGUAAGCAUUCACAUAUUGUAGUUUCUAAAUAAAUGAUGUCUUUCUUUAAUCAAAAUUACUAUUAAUAUAAACUUUAAAUAAUGUUUGUUAUUAUGUUGUUACUUAGAGUUAUAAAUGUAUCUUUUUAUACAAAUGUUUCUUGAUAAAAUGAGCUUUUUUGAUAAGCAGUUUAUUCAAGUUUGCAAGAAAGUUUGUGUUUUUGCAAAUCAGGGUUGUAAGAAAAAAGAUUGCCAGAUGACUCCAUUAUGAACUGGUAUUUUAUUAUUAUUGUGAGAAAGUAAAAUUAUUUAUAGAUGUAUAUCUUCCAGAACUGUCCAGAACUUGUUCUCAGAAUUGUACCUUUUUUUUCAGCCAGAUUUAUUAUCGAAUAUAGAGUUAUGGACAAUAUUUCUGUACAAAAGCCAGUAUUGUGGAAAAUAUUUUAUUACAUUUAUGUCUUUAAAUUGAGCAAAAUAUCAGGUUCCUUUGAAGAAAUAUUGUAAUUUCUAGAAUGUAAAAUGGUUAUUCUACUUGGGAAUUUCUAGCAAAAAGAAAAACUAAAAACUGACAGUUAAUUAAACUUAUUAAUAUGUUUCAAUGGCAAAGUUGUUAAUGUAAAUGAGUAUGGUACUUGACUCAUUUUUAUAGGAACUGUCGAUAUUAUUUAGCUACAAAAAGUUAAUUCAAAGGAAAUGUUUUUUCAAUAAUUGUUAGGAGUAUAUACUAAUAGUAUUAAAAGAAAAUUCAUUUUGAAAAGUUUUAAUGAGAAAGGUAAUUUUUAAAAAUUUCAGAAGGAGGAUCGUUAGGUGGUCAAUUUGUCCCUGUAGUAAUGGAGUCGUGUCAUAUGAUUAAAUGUUAGACUGAGGUAGUGUUUCCAUCACAACCACCUCAUGGACAAGUGGUUAGGGUGCUUAAUUCGCAAUCUGAGGGUCGCAGGUUCAAAUCCCCGUCUCCCCAAACGUGCUCGCCCUUUCAGCCAUGUUGGCGUUAUAACGUGACGGUCAAUCCCACUAUUC